AUGGCAUCCCAACCUAAAAGAGCACCCAAUUUCCAAGCAGUUCCCUCCAUAAUCGUCGUUGUCUUUGUUAUCAUCCUAAUUCCAUUUGUCUCUUCAUCUAAUUCCGCCGUUGCUCGUGCUUCUCCCGCAACUAAUACAGUUGCAAAACAAAGCGAAGCAGUCGCUCUCUUAAAGUGGAAAGCUAGCCUUGACAAUCAAAGCCAAUCUCUCCUUUCAUCAUGGAAUGAAACUAGUCAUUGCACUUGGGAAGGAAUUGGUUGCAACGACGCCAGUAAAGUAACCAAUUUAACCCUUGACAGUAUUGGUUUGAGAGGUACGCUUUCUGCUCUUAACUUCUCUUCGUUACCACAUCUAGUGAAACUUGAUCUGUCCAACAACUUUAUAUAUGGGACCAUUCCCUCUCAGAUUGGUAGCCUUUCCAGACUCGCAUCUCUUAAUGCGUCCAUCAAUCAUCUUUCGGGAACAAUUCCGACAAAUAUUGGGAUGCUAAGAUCGCUCGUUGAACUUGAUUUGUCAACGAAUAACCUCACGGGAUCAAUCCCCGCAUCAAUAGAGAACUUGAGAAACCUCACAAGAUUGAUCCUUUACGAGAACUCUCUCUCUGGAUCUAUCCCUCAAGAAGUAGGAUUGCUAAGAUCUCUCACUGAUCUUGAAUUGUCAGCGAAUAACCUCAUGGGAUCAAUCCCCGCUUCAAUAGGGAACUUGACAAACCUGACAGCGUUGGCCCUUUACGAGAACUCUCUCUCUGGAUCUAUCCCUCAAGAAGUAGGAUUGCUAAGAUCUCUCACUGGCGUUUCAUUUUACAAGAAUAAUCUCACGGGAUCAAUCCCCACUUCAAUAGGGAACUUGACAAACCUCACAGUGUUGUACCUUUACGAGAACUCUCUCUCUGGUUCUAUCCCUCAAGAAGUAGGAUUGCUAAGAUCUCUCACUGAGCUUUCAUUGUCAACGAAUAAUCUCACGGGAUCAAUCCCCACUUCAAUAGGGAACUUGACAAACCUCACAGUGUUGGACCUUUACGAGAACUCUCUCUCUGGUUCUAUCCCUCAAGAAGUAGGAUUGCUAAGAUCUCUCACUCUUGUUACAUUGUCAACGAAUAAUCUCACGGGAUCAAUCCCCACUUCAAUAGGGAACUUGACAAACCUCACAGUGUUGUACCUUUACGAGAACUCUCUCUCUGGUUCUAUCCCUCAAGAAGUAGGAUUGCUAAGAUCUCUCACUGAGCUUUCAUUGUACAAGAAUAACCUUACGGGAUCAAUCUCCACUUCAAUAGGGAACUUGACAAACCUCACACUGUUGUACCUUCACAGGAACUCU
Molecule: messenger RNA, 1317 nt
Organism: Rhododendron vialii
Lineage: Eukaryota; Viridiplantae; Streptophyta; Magnoliopsida; Ericales; Ericaceae
Product: probable leucine-rich repeat receptor-like protein kinase At1g35710
Exons: 1
Molecular function (GO): protein binding
Source: RefSeq, a predicted model, not a curated record